Amborella trichopoda is the source of this 2226-nucleotide messenger RNA. Its product is annotated as Tetratricopeptide repeat (TPR)-like superfamily protein. The record is from RefSeq and is a predicted model, not a curated record. Gene Ontology annotation, molecular function: mRNA binding; protein binding. Lineage: Eukaryota; Viridiplantae; Streptophyta; Magnoliopsida; Amborellales; Amborellaceae.
CAGAAGGCAAACCUGCGAUCAGCGAACUAUCUAUCUCCCUUGUCUUUCGAGAAGGUAAACCCUGUUUUUCAAAGAAGGUAAACCCUAAAUCUUGAAGACUUUUUGCAAUAUAAGGUUACAUCUCUCUCUCUCUAUCUCUUUUAAGAAGGUAAACCCUAAAUCGAACGGCGAACUCUAAGAAGUGGAAGCAGAAACCCUAAAUCGAAAGGGCAAAUGCAGCAUUUCAGCAGCUAAAUCGAAAGGGCAAAUGAAGCAUUUAGUCCGAUAAGGUCCAGCCACUCGACCUCUUCAGAGCAGCGAUUACAUCAUAACUUGGUCUCCUCACGAUAUUUAGAGGUGUUCCUUACUUGUACAGUUGUCACUUUAUACAAACCUCACCCAGACAAAUUUCCAUAGGUUCGAGAUUUUAGUUGAUUCUUGGGGGCUGAGGAAUCCAAAAUUUCGAUUCAAUCACAAAUAUUGAAUUCACUCGAACUCUCGUUUUCUUGUUCGAUCUCUCUCAGUGACUUCUAACGUGUGACUUCUAUGGGAGUGUUGUACCAGUUCGGCAUCAUCAUCACUCGAACCAAUAAGCUCAGAAGCCCUAAUUUCAAGUUCAUUAACAAUAGCUUAUCUUACUGCACUUCUUCCUCUCCUCCCUCUCAUCCUUCACCCCAAAACCAUAGAUCUAGAACUCCUCUAGAGAAACAGUUCGAGUCAUGGAUCCACAAGCUCAAACCAGGCUUCACCCCACAAGACGUAGACGAUGCCCUAAGAAACCAGUCAGAUCCUGACCUAGCCCUAGAUAUCUUCCGAUGGACCUCAAACCAGCGCCAUUACCGCCAUACCGAUCUCACCUACUACACAAUGCUUCGUAUUCUCGCCUCUGAGAACCGAUUCAAGCAGAUAGAAACCCUAAUUGCAGAGGUCAUGGCCGGAGCCUGCAGCCCUAGCCCACCCCUCUUCAACACGAUUAUCAAUCAUUUUUGCAAGAGAAAGCUCUUGGGCCAAGCCAUCGAUGCUUUCAAGAAAAUGCAAAGAGACCCGAAUUGUAAACUGACACUGCAGACCUACACAAUGAUACUCAAUUCGGUGUUGCAGAAGUUCACGAAGCUCAAUGUUUCUUGCAUUUAUCUCCACACUGUGAGGUCCCUCGUGAGACAGAUGAAAGCUACAGGCAUCGUGCCUGAUACUUUCACAUUGAAUUUGGUUAUCAAGGCUUAUUCGAAAUGUCUCGAAAUGGAUGAGGCGAUUAGGGUUUUUAAGGAGAUGGUUUUGUAUGGGUGUGAACCUGAUGCCUAUACAUACAAUUAUAUAUCAAAAGGUCUUUGUGAGAAGGGGAGAGUGAGUCAAGGACUGAAGUUUUUCAGAGAGAUGAGAGAGAAAGGGUUUGUUCCUAGUAGUAGUGCCUUUAUGAUUGUUAUAUGUAGUUUGGCAUUGGAGAGAAGGUUUGAUGAGGCAAUUGAGGUGCUCUUUGAUAUGUUGGGCAAUUCAAUGGUGCCUGAUUUUCUCACUUAUAAGACUGUGUUGGAGGGAUUGGGAAGAGAGGGGAGAGAAAAACAGGCAUAUGAGCUUUUAGAGGAGUUAAAGAAGAAGGAGGGCUUAAUGGAUUUGAAGACUUAUUCAAGCCUUUUGAAUUGCUUGCAUUUACUUGAUGCAGAAUAGGCUUGGGCUUUCUCAGUCCUUUUCUUGUGAGGUUUCCUUUACUAUGAACUAAUUUAGUGCCAAAAUUCUUUAAUUUUGGUCUAUGAGAUGUUUGACAAUGUCCAUAUAUUUUUGGGCCUAAUGUCUCUGUUUAGCUUCUGAAAUGACACCCCUUGUUAAUCUCGAAGAGAAAGGAGAAGAAAUACUAUGUUUUUUUUUUGUUUUGGUAAAUCCGUGAAGGAGAAGGCUCUCUAGCCAUUUUUCAUUAAUAAAAGAUAGAAAAUAAUUACAUUUAUACUAUUUUACAAACCUACAAUAGGAUAAUUGUGUCAGAUCAUGAAGUAUAUUUGUGAUUCAAUAUAAGUAUUCUGGGUUUUUGGUUAGUAUUCUUCUUUGUUUCUUUCUUUAAUAUAUUGGCCGUGACAUUUUGAGGAGAAGGCGCACCCUUUACUUUCUCUCCAUUUAAUGCCAGUAAGAGUUUAAAUUGUAAAUAAGGGAAAUCAUAUUAGAAUUUGAUUUCACUGGUAAACCAUUUUCAAAAGAAAUUUCAUUGGUAAACUAGUUCACCCUAUAGAAAGUCAAAGCAAAUAUUUUCUUUAAAAA